Messenger RNA from Alnus glutinosa, 1208 nucleotides. RefSeq names its product peroxidase 17. Gene Ontology annotation, molecular function: peroxidase activity; heme binding. Gene Ontology annotation, biological process: hydrogen peroxide catabolic process; response to oxidative stress. The transcript has 3 exons. NCBI's taxonomy places the organism in Eukaryota, Viridiplantae, Streptophyta, Magnoliopsida, Fagales, Betulaceae. The record is from RefSeq and is a predicted model, not a curated record. The coding region runs from base 47 to 1033 and encodes 328 amino acids.
ACCAUUCCCACACCCACCCACUAGUGCACAAAAAGAAGAAGAACUAAUGCAUCCUCUAUUUGCUGUAGUCCUUCUGACCUUGCAUAUAACCAUGGCCACCGCAGCCCAACUCCGGCCAGAUUUCUACCUGGAAACGUGCCCGGAAGCUGAAUUCAUCGUCCGGGAUGUCAUGAAGAAGGCCCUGAUUAGAGAACCCAGAAGCGUUGCGUCGGUCAUGCGCUUCCAAUUCCACGAUUGCUUUGUUAAUGGCUGCGACGCUUCUAUGCUGCUGGACGACACGCCGACCAUGCUCGGAGAAAAAGAAGCCCUUUCGAAUGUAAAUUCUCUGAGAUCCUUCGAGGUCAUCGAUGGUGUCAAGGAGGCCUUAGAGAGGGCCUGCCCCGGAGUUGUUUCAUGCGCGGAUAUCAUAAUUAUGGCUGCCAGAGAUGCCGUUGCGCUGACUGGAGGGCCUGAUUGGGAGGUGAGGCUAGGAAGAUUGGACAGCUUAACUGCAAGGCAAGAGGACUCGAAUGAAAUCAUGCCAAGCCCAAGAUCCAAUGCGAGUCUCCUCAUCGACCUCUUUGGCAAAUAUAAUCUCUCUGUCAAAGACCUUGUAGCCCUUUCUGGGACUCAUUCCAUUGGCCAAGGACGUUGCUUUUCCAUCAUGUAUCGGCUGUAUAACCAAUCCGGUACAGGCCGGCCGGACCCUGCCAUUGAGCCCAAGUUCAGAGAAAAGCUUCAGAAGCUCUGCCCGCCUAAUGUGGACCAAAACGUCACCGGAGACCUGGACGCAACUCCCCGUCUAUUUGAUAACCAAUACUUCAAGGACUUGGUCGCCGGGAGAGGGUUUCUGAAUUCUGAUCAAACACUGUUCACGUUCACACAGACGAGGAAGUUUGUGGAGCUGUUUAGCAAAGACGAGACUGCUUUUUUCAAGGCCUUGGUGGAGGGAAUGUUGAAGAUGGGUGAUUUGCAAUCCAACCGUCCAGGAGAGAUCAGAAGGAACUGUAGGGCGGUUAAUGGCCGACAUGUUAACACCGUGUGGGAGUCUUGACAAAUUAAAGGGGCCAUUGACCGAUUAAAAAGGCUACAUAUUAUAAAUUGAUGUGAUGGGUUACUAAUAUAAUCUAAGUAUCUUUAAAAAAAAAUAAUUGAUGUGAUGGUUUUUGUUGGAGACUAUUGGAAAACUAAUACAGUGAUAUAAACAUUACAAAGAAAUUUCUCCUCCU